Messenger RNA from Pyricularia grisea, 1528 nucleotides. RefSeq lists its product as uncharacterized. Gene Ontology annotation, biological process: mitochondrial phosphate ion transmembrane transport. The transcript has 4 exons. Gene Ontology annotation, molecular function: phosphate transmembrane transporter activity. The coding region runs from base 131 to 1096 and encodes 321 amino acids. Lineage: Eukaryota; Fungi; Ascomycota; Sordariomycetes; Magnaporthales; Pyriculariaceae. Gene Ontology annotation, cellular component: mitochondrial inner membrane. The record is from RefSeq and is a predicted model, not a curated record.
GUUUAAUUCAUCGUGCGCAACUGUAGAGUUCUUGAUCUCGUUGUAAUCCUACCUGCCUAUUUGCUACCGUGUCACACCAACUCAAUAUCAUCGAAGGACAUAUCAGCCGAAUCCAAAACCGGAUUAAAUCAUGGCCACUGGUACCAGCACUGGAGGUCCCCUGACGAGACCCAAUGGCAAGAUUGAGCUGUACUCAGGACAGUACUAUGCCUCAUGUGCCAUGGGUGGUCUCCUAGCUUGCGGCUUGACUCAUGCUGCUGUCACACCGCUCGACCUGGUCAAGUGCCGCCGUCAGGUCGAUGCCAAGCUUUAUAAGAGCAAUUUGCAAGGAUGGAGUGUCAUUUACCGCGGUGAGGGCAUCCGUGGAAUCUUCACAGGCUGGAGUCCCACACUUUUUGGAUACUCAGCUCAGGGUGCAUUCAAAUAUGGCUUUUAUGAGUUCUUCAAGAAGAAGUACUCGGACGUGGUCGGUCCAGAAUACGCUCACCAGUACAAGACGGGUGUGUACCUGGCUGCGUCGGCGUCGGCCGAAGUCAUAGCCGAUGCCGCUCUGUGCCCCUUUGAAGCCGUCAAGGUCCGGAUGCAGACAACUAUCCCGGCGCAAUACAAGGGCACUUUUGAUGGCAUCAGCCAGAUAAUGGCCAAGGAGGGCGCGUCUGGGCUGUGCAAGGGUAUUUAUCCUCUAUGGGGACGACAGAUCCCCUACACCAUGAUGAAGUUUGCCUCAUUCGAGACAAUCGUCGAGAUGAUAUACAACAGGCUUCCCUAUGCCAAGGACGAAUACAGCAAGCUUGCACAGACCGGCGUGUCUUUUACCGGCGGCUACCUCGCCGGCAUCCUUUGCGCUGCUGUAUCGCACCCGGCAGACGUCAUGGUCAGUAAGCUGAACGUCUACCGUGAGCCAGGUGAGGCAGUCGGUGCAGUGCUGUCGAGGGUUUAUGGGGAUAUCGGAUUCCGCGGACUUUGGAACGGACUUCCAGUCAGGAUUGUGAUGGUGGGCACGCUGACUGGCUUGCAGUGGAUGAUAUAUGACUACUUCAAGAUCUUUAUGGGCUUUCCCACCACUGGUGGCCCGGCAAAGCCGAAGAAGGACUAAACUGGAGCGAAGUUUACAUCGCUGAAAGUCAGCUGACUUCACAUCCGCGUGAUUAAAAUGGAAUUUUCUUUGUCUUUGUUUUUCAUUCCUGGCAGGUCUGCGAAACCGUUCACGGCUCGUUAAUACCAAUUGGGAUGACAUUUUGCGAGCAAAUUGGUCUGAAUAGGCUUAGUGGUGCUGUUGGGGGUGUGUACAGCUUGAAAAAUAGAAGCCGGAUGCAGAACCUCAGACCAGACGUACUUCGUACGUCACCAGGCAAUCGCCGGUCAAAGCCAAGAUUCUCAUCAUUGGAGCCACAAGGAACUGAGGAAGCGACCCAAUAGAAGUUAAGACGACUCCGGUCGUUUCUCGGAAAGGUUUAUGCAGGUUUGAUCGAAGUGCGUACAGUAGUCUCGGGACGGUGUGCGGAGUGUUGGUGUUUGUCAGUUUUUC